Molecule: messenger RNA, 1017 nt
Organism: Tigriopus californicus
Lineage: Eukaryota; Metazoa; Arthropoda; Copepoda; Harpacticoida; Harpacticidae
Product: EP300-interacting inhibitor of differentiation 3-like
Biological process (GO): DNA repair
Cellular component (GO): nucleus; Smc5-Smc6 complex
Source: RefSeq, a predicted model, not a curated record
GCGACUUUGCCGGAUUGUGCCGCGCUCAGGCCGAGAACAUCAACCGACGCUUUGAGUUCCAAUUGAAUCCGGCCGAGUUCGUGGCUAAGUUGGCCGGCUCGCCCGUGUUAAGCACUACCGUGUCCGAUGAGGGUGUAUUGCAAGGCGGGACCGCCAACUGGAUAGCUUGGGGCCGGCAUGUGCGGCCUUUCUUUCGACCUGCGCCUGUCCUUACCUAUCUCAAUGGCGCGUUAGCCGCUGGCUACACGCCCAUGCCCGGCGGGGCCAAACGCGAGCGCGUGGCCAAGAGUAAGCCCGGCGCCGCCACGCGCGUCACUCUGAAGGUCAACGCGGGUCGCGUCGAUGGCGUGGAUGCGUUGGUCGACCGAGUGUGGAAAACGCUCAAACGAGAACGACGGAGACAGAAUUGCCCCUUUAUUGAUCUAUUCGCUUUUGUCUUGGAUCCGGACAGCUUUGGGCGCACCAUUGAAAACAUCUUUCAUGUCACGUUUUUGGUGAAAGAACGCCGGGCCGUGUUGGAUUUUACCGGUCCGGGUUUACCCAAAGUCGCGCCGUUGGAUGAAUCGGGCCAUGAUGCCAACGGUCAACCGUGCCCCACGCAACAAUUGCUGUUGACCUUGACGUGGCAGGAUUAUGACGACUUGUGCCGAAUAUAUCGUCUCAAAAAAGCCGUGAUAGAUCGACCGACUGACGAAUCCUCGCUUUAACUCCAAUUGGCUGUGAAAUGGGAAUCAACCCAAUUGUAUUUGUCAGAUUGCCAUUGAAGAAUUAUGAUGCGAAAUUUGGCCGACCGCCCACCACGGUGAGAGAAUUGCCAGUUGCACCAUUGAAAGAACUGUGCACGUGGCCUGCCCAUAAAUGCAGGGUUGAUUGAGUUUUGUUAAAAAAUUAGUUCCAACUUCAUGUAUGUUAACAAAGCAAACCCUACAUACCGGGUGGCCGUCAAUGCGCAUCCAACGGAUGGCAAAGUCAAAAUCAUAACAAAACGAAUAAUUUUCAAUAAAUUUUUAUAAUAGA